Micropterus dolomieu (smallmouth bass) is the source of this 2379-nucleotide messenger RNA. RefSeq names its product sodium- and chloride-dependent transporter XTRP3-like. Lineage: Eukaryota; Metazoa; Chordata; Actinopteri; Centrarchiformes; Centrarchidae. The transcript is spliced from 11 exons. Bases 1 to 1803 code for a protein of 600 amino acids. Gene Ontology annotation, cellular component: plasma membrane. Gene Ontology annotation, molecular function: L-proline transmembrane transporter activity. The record is from RefSeq and is a predicted model, not a curated record. Gene Ontology annotation, biological process: sodium ion transmembrane transport.
AUGAAGAAAGAUGCGAGACCCAACUGGGACAACCCCACGCAGUUUGUGCUGGCGUGUGUGUCAUACGCAGUCGGGCUGGGAAACGUGUGGCGGUUUCCGUACCUCUGUCAGAUGCACGGUGGAGGAGGGUUCUUGAUUCCAUACCUCCUCAUGCUGUUUCUGGAGGGUAUUCCCUUAUUCUACUUGGAGCUUGCCAUUGGUCAAAAGACGAGUCUAGGCAGUAUCGGGGCAUGGAGUGCCAUCAGCCCUUAUUUGGGAGGAGUGGGUUUUGCUGGUGUUGUGACAUCCCUGUAUCUUUGUCUCUAUUACAACAUCCUCAAUGCAUGGAGUUUCUGGUACCUCUUUCAUUCAUUUCAAUCAGUCUUGCCCUGGGCAACCUGUCCCGUAAAUUCCAACCGGACGGGACCUAUAGAGGAGUGUGAAAGGGCUACACCCACCCAGUACUUCUUCUUCAGGGAAACACUGGACAUCUCUUCUUCUAUUGAGGAAAAUGGAGGCAUUCAUACAGGCCAGGCACUGUGCCUCCUGCUUGCCUGGGUGAUUACCUACCUGUUUAUUGUCAGGGGAGUAAAGUCAACUGGAAAGGUGGUGUACUUCACAGCCACAUUUCCAUAUGUGGUCCUCUUUAUUUACCUGAUCCGGGGCAUCACUCUUCAUGGUGCUAUGAAUGGUGUCAAAUACAUGUUCACCCCUAAGAUGGAACAGCUUGCCAACCCUAAUACAUGGAUCGAUGCGGCCACUCAGAUCUUUUUCUCUCUGGGUUUGGGUUUUGGGUCACUCGUAGCUUUUGCAAGCUACAACCAGUACAAUAACAACUUUGAACGCCAGGCCAUCGUCGUUGCCCUCAUCAACAGUGGAACCUCCAUCUUUGCCAGCAUUGUGACCUUUGCUAUCUAUGGGUUCAAGGCCACCGUCAACUACGAGAACUGCCUGGAAAGGACAUACUUACUGCUGCAGAAUACCUUUGAUCUAGCAGAGGACAGUAUCACCAUGGACAAUGUCUCUGAGUGGAUUGAGAAGCUGAACACAACAUUCCCACAGCAGUUUGCUGAACUUUCCAACAAAUUGGAAAACUGUAACCUGGAGAGCGAACUAGACACCGCAGUAGAGGGUCCAGGUCUGGCCUUCAUAGUGUACAGUGAGGGCAUCAAGAACAUGCCAUUGUCUCAGCUGUGGUCAGUGCUGUACUUCAUCAUGCUCCUGAUGUUGGGAAUGGGCAGCAUGCUGGGAAACAUCACAGCCAUCACCACCCCGCUACGAGACUUCAAGGUUGUGUCCCUUAUGAGCGUUGAGUUGUUAAACGGUUUAGUGUGUUUGUUCUGUUUGCUGCUCGGCCUCGGCUUCACCACCACAUCAGGGAAUUACUGGUUUACCAUGUUCAACGACUAUGGAGCCACUUUCUCCCUGCUGUUCAUUGUCCUCACGGAGGUCAUAGCUGUGAGUUACAUCUAUGGAAUUAAAAGGUUUGAAAAAGACAUAGAAGACAUGCUCGGUCAUCGUCCCAACUGGUACUGGAAGAUCAUGUUGGCAGGAACCAGUCCCCUUCUCCUCAUCGCCCUUUUCAUCUUCUACAUCAUCAACUACAUCAAGGGAGGAACACCCACCUACCAAGCAUGGAACAAAGAACUGGGUAAGUCAGUUGUGACGGAGUAUCCCGUGUUUGGUCAGCUCUUCAUCGGGCUGCUGCUGGUGUCGUCAGUCAGCUGUGUUCCCCUCACAGCUCUGUAUGUCUACUGCAAGAAGAGGAAACAUGGAAACCAUCAUAAGAAGCAGCGUACUGUCAGCACAGUAUCUGCUCUGUGACCAGAUCAUAACAGGAGCUAACCUCCCACCAUCACCCCCAUAUACCCAUCCACCAGCUGAGCACAACAACACGACAUUUAUCAUCUGUUACGUGGAGGGACAGGGGGAUAUGAGCAGUGGUCAUCUGUGUGUUAUUUCCAUUUUCGUCUUGACUUUCACCAAAUUUCACAACACUGAAAAAAAUGUUCUCCCUGCAAGGGGAUAUUAUUUACUGCAACAGGAAACACACAAACAAAAAAAAAUGGGAGGCAUGGGGACAUGAAAUCCAGAUGUAAAUCAUGUUAAAACCUUCCUUUUUCAGAAAAAUUAAAUAUACCAUUAUAUUAUUUCUCAGUAUUAAAGUCGGACCUCUGAGACAGAUUUCAAUGAAUACUAUGUACUGAAAAAUAUUCAAGUUCAACACAAGAGUUCCUGAUUCAAUCACACAAACUGUGGAACAUGUUAGUGUAGAUGGAGAUUGUUUAAUUACCAAACAUUACCAAACAUAUUACAACAUAUAGUUAUAAUACAGUAUUUCAUAUGAUGCUAGUUUACUAAUUGUUCAGUUGUAAUUGUUUGAGUAUGUUUUUUCAUUUA